UCUAUCUUUCUCUUGCUACCAAUAGGUAACUGACUGGUAUGGCAUAAGAAACCUUCCGGUGAAUACAUGGUUAAGUCAGUCUGGGUAUCACUUGGAUACUUGCUCGAGUAGGUGGGUGGGUGUCGAUGGAAAAAAGCCUGCGGAUUUAGGCGUGGGAGUUCUCGAUACCUCAAAAACUUACAUUUUUCUCUCUAGCAGCUUUGUCGCCGGUCGGAUUAUCUAACUAUAGAGACAUUGCUACUAAGAAUGUUCCCAUCCUUUGGAGAUGUCAUAUAUAUCUAUUGAAAAUAAUCGUAAUCCUUGGAGCAUCUCUUCUUGUUCUUCCUAGUGGCGACAACUCUAAUUGGUUAUGUCGCCACUCAUCAGAGAUGCCCUCUUAAUAGGGGAGAGAAUAUGGAAAAGGGUCUUUAGUAGCUUCUUCCUUGUUUGUUUUCGAACCACUCUCUCCUCCUCCUCCUCUCACUUCUUCUCUCUGUUAAGCUUUCUCCAAUGGCGAGUCUCUGCACCUUUGAUUGCGAGUCUCUUGCAGAAGAUUGAGAGGUCUUAUAUCUCUUUAUUUUUGGGUCUGAUCAUCAUCCGCUUUGAGUUUGCCUGAGGAAUUCAAGGUCUUGCAGAAGAUUGACGAGAUGGGAAUCAUAGAGAGCGUGUCGGCGAUCAAGAUUCCUCUUCUCACUGAGAAAAGCAUGCUGAUUUACAGAUCUCCAGGUUCUCUGAAACGUUUAUGUUAUGGGUAUUUGCUCUGUUUAUUUUGCUGUUGUGGGUUGUUGAUCUCUAUUUGUUUCAUCACUUUUGAAGGAGAUAGCGGCGAGCCGGCGACAACCAAUGAUUUGUUUCAUCACUUUCCAAGGAGAUAGCGGCGACGGGUUCACUGUUAGAAAGAUGACCGUCAAAUUAUGGGGUAAGCCACCAAGCCAGAGUUGUCCAUCCUCGAAUCAGCCAGUUGUUCCCUGACUUAGAGGUUCUAACGAGGGUUCUUCGGGGCGAUCAGGUACCGGGAACCGAUGAAUCCGGUGGUGCUAUCAGAAUGGUGGUGGGAGAGGUUGUCGAUUCCUCAUUAAUGGUUUUUUCUGCACUUCCUGGUUGGCUUUGCUCUCUCUUUUUUCUUCAAUUCUCAGCUGUUAUCACUUUUUUUCUUUCUUCUGUAUGUUCUCCCUUAUGAGGGUGGUUCAUGACGAUACAUCUUUCAUUUUCUGAGGUAUUAAGGGAUUCGUGCGACUACGUUUCUUUCCCUAUUUGUAUAGCUGUGAAGCUCGCUCAGGGGGGAUGGAUCGGCUUCCGCGAGGGUGGCUCCGCCUGGUAAGUUUUAUCAAUAUCUCUCAAUUAUUUUUGGUUUCUUCGGUUUCUAUUAUUAGAGGAGCUUUGAUCUAUGGAAAAGAGAACAACACUUUGGAUCGAUUAUUUCAUUUAUUUGUAAUCUUAUUGGGUGUUUGGCUAUUUCUGGUCCGAGAUGAGACUGCAACUCAUAAUCCAUUGGCCUAUCAAUACUCUCCAGGAGGAUGAAGGGAUUCAGAGCUGCUGGUGCUAUUGGCAUAAACAGGUGAGUUCUUGCUUCUUCUUAUUCUCUUAUCUUUCAUGCCCUAACGAUCUUAAUAUUGAUACAUACUUGCAUAUAUCUUGAGUCAGCCUGUUAUUCUGUUUUGCAGGUAGUUGUGCUUUGGGCUCGAGAGAUGGCAGAGGGAAACCAUAAUGACGAUUUUCCUAUGACAGUUUUAUUUUGGAUUGUCUCUGAGAGGCAUGGUUAAUUGAAGUUAAGAGAGGGGUUAACCUGUUUCUUUUUAUAAUUAAGCAGCAAUAGACUAGGUGAAAAGGGGUUAAGCUGUUCCUGCGGGUUUGGAGAAGUUAGUUUUCCAAUAUUCUUGGUGGACGAUGGAUGCUGGUGCGGGAGCAGCAGUAGCAGUAGCAUAUGCUGGGAUGGUCAGUUUAGCAAAAUCGACUGGAGUGCCAGUCUCUAACAAUGUUGUUGUUGCUGAACAUGAGAAGAGAUGAAAUGUUAUUUGCUGGCUUUUGAUGUCUGGUGAAGUUAGAGUAACCUAUUUGUGAAAUGCGAUGAUGGCUUUCAUCUUUUUCUUGUUUCUCGAAUGAGGGGAAGGGACUCACGGAGUAGUGUGUGUGUGUUUGGUUGUUACUCAGCAAAGAGGCAGAAGGGAGAAUGUUUUAAGCUGGCUGGGUGGGCUCAUGAUUUUGGCGUCUCCUCCUUCCUUCCCUUUUUGUUUCUAGGUUAUUUAACUAUACAUAUACCUUCAUUUUGUUCAACGGAGAUGCAUUUUGUUGAUUUUCUGUGGAUUUAAGGUUUGAAAGAUUCUCUGCGAAGAUGGCGGAGGAAAACCAUAAUGGAGGAUUUGCAGACCCAGUUGAGUCCCCUUUCUCUCUUUCUUCCAAAUUCUCUCUUCUCUGUCCCAUUGUUCUACUGGUGAGUGUAAUUGGAGUGUAUAUUACUGAGAUGGUUCGAGCUGGCUGCUGGUAGUGACAAAGAGUUUCGAAUUACAGAUGUUAACCCUCUAAAUGGUUUCGGUUUGCUUCUCUACCUGUAGAAAAUGGUUUGGGGCAUGUGAAAGUGAUACAAAACCUUUUCCUGUGUUUUUUACUUUAGGUCUCCUCAUUCAUUGUCUUUUGGUCCUUCGUUUGUUUUGCCCUGCUUUUUUUUUUGUAUGUUUGGGCUGAGCCUUUGGGUGUUAUUGGUUUGGCCUCUUCAGCAGGUGAUCUGUCGUUGUCCUGAUUUACUGAUUUUGGCAGUUUUGUGAAAGGUCAGGCAAAUGUUUUGCUUCAUCAUCAUCAUGCAUCAGAGUUGUAAUGCUUCUACCUCAGUCUCGGUCUGCACAACCGAUGUCAAGAUAACGUUUUUGCAUCCUUUUUCUUCCCUGUGCUUCAUUUGGUUAAUUGAAUGGUAUGUCUAUUGAGGAUGCCUACUCAUCUCAUGCUCUUCUUUUGCAGCUAAGAAGUUGUCCCUUUGGUCAUGAUUGGGAAGAUUGACACUACUCAUGGACCAAUUGGCCCGGGCAUUCCUCCGAGUGGACAACGUGCUGUCACACAAGGUGUUAAUUUCUCACUCGAAACAAUCAUAAGCUCAUAGGCCAAUUCAAUAUCCUAAAAAUAAGUAAUCCCUUUUCAAGUGAUUAGUAAAUAUAAUUUUCUCCCUUUGGUUUCACUUAAGAACUAUGAUCAACUAUUUCUGCCUGCGUACCCUUCUCAUUACUGAAUUUACCAGUUUUGACAGUGCACCUGUCCUGUAGAGAACUUUCAUAUCAGCACUAGAUAACUGCCUAGGGCAAAUGGUAUGGGUUCUCUAUUCGAUUUUCCCUUCAAAUUGUUUGGUUUCCGCUCUGUUUAUUCUCUUGGGGGCUUCAAUGGUUUAUUAUUCAAUUCAGAUCCUCGAAGAUUACACCAUUUAUGUUUUUCUUAUUUGUGCUUUGCCUGGCAAUGAUUCCUCUGUGUGCUAUAAGCCUUAUUGCAUUCCUACAUUUUCCAUUUGAAACACAUGAGAUAUCUUGCUCUUCAUUUAUCAUACUAUGCAUAAUGGUUCUGACUUUGUUUCAUCUAAUGCUUUAUAUGCAACAGAUAUUUGAUGAUAGAUGGUGCCUUUGGUGAAACUUUUUUGGUGUAAUAUCAUCAUCUGAAGUGGAUUCGUUGAGUCCACCAUAAAUAUGUUCCACUCUUGCAUUUAUUGUUCAUAAUUUCUGUAUUGCUCACUUCCCCAAGUUUGUGUGUAAAUGCCAUUCAAGCUUCCUAUAAUUAUACGACAAGUUGUAUGUGGAUGAGCUAUAAUAUGGAUUUUCACGUUGUUUCCUCUGUGAAUUCGUGAUGUUUUCUUUGAAAUUUCAGUGUUCGUAUGUCACAGAGAAUUCUGAUGUAUCCUAAUUUGUAAAAGAUAAAUUAAAGCAAUUGAAUCCUUGGGUAUCAGCCUGCAUUGGCGGGCGCCAACAUGUUUGUCAAAUUUAACUCAAAUCUCUACAAUUAUACUUUUUCAUAUUUCCUAUCUCCCGACGCGUAGUCGGGUCAAAAGAACGAAAUAUGUAGAAAAACAAAUUAUGUGCAUCUGUAUCUAACAUUAUAUUUUAUCCGCUUUGUGUAAUGGAGAUUCUCAAAUGAUGUGCAUCGUUAUCUAACAUUAUAUUUCUUUUAUUGCGUUCAAAGUCUUUAUGUGAUGUAAUGUAUCUUGCCAAAUAAAAUAUGAGGUUUGCACGCACAUAAUUGUAAAUGCCCGCGAUGGUUCACAUAUUGAAACGCACCCCGCUGUGGAGCGCGGGUUAUCUACUAGACAUUCAUAAAAUGUGAAGGCAAAUAGAAAGGCAAGAAAAAGAAAGCUACGCGACGGUAAUUUCACUUAAAAAAUGAGUAAGCAACCUAGGUGGCUUGAAGUCAACGCUGAGUUGGCUAUUUUUUUUUCUCUCCGUUAGUAAAAUGGACGGAAAAAACAACGAAAGGAUGCACAUUUGAUUGAAUUACAUGGUAUCUGACGCCCUAAAUUUAUUUUAAUGAUAUCCUUCUCCCAGUUCUCAAAAUUUAAUGGUAUAAGUUGUAUUUCUCCAACUUUUGUUUUCCACAAAUAACUCAUGGAUUAAUAGGCAUACAAGCCCCUGAACUAUGCAAAGAUAACAAAUGAGCCCUUGUACUUUACUUCUAACGAAAAAAGCCCCUCGAUUAUGGUUUGAUAAUAAAUAAGCCCUUUUAUUAACUUUCUCCGUUAACUAACUUGAAAUAGGACACAAAAUGUCUAAAUUGCCCCCAAUGUGAUAUAUGUUUAAUAAAGUUAACUUUUUAAUCAUAUAGAAAAUUGAAUAGAAAAUUGCUUUAAUUUUGAUACCCAAUUCCUACACGCCAGUCUCGUAGUAGAAGUAUUGAAUUGAAGAAAACACAAAAAAAGACAAAAAAUAAUCCCCUUCUCCCCAGAAGCUCUUUAUUCCGGGUGGCGACGUGAGGCAGUUCCGGGAUCCGGUCAGAGCGGCGGAGUUAAUGUUCGAAUGUCCGAAUUUCUUCCUCGCCAACUCCCAGUCCCUCCACAUAGGCCGCAAAUUCUCGCCGCUCCCGGCCGAGGAGGAGCUAGAGCUCGGCAACGUCUAACUCAGCUCCGUUCGUCACCGCGGCCGCCAUAGCGUUGUUCAUCGUGGGAACGAACUCCGCCACCGAGCAGAUCGGCGGGGGUGGAGGAAGGUCAUGAUCCUUGCGGAUGGCGGCGACGACUUCCAUCGUCGACGGUUGUGCCGCCGUCCGAAUCUCAAUUCUCCUUCUUCUUGUCCAUCUGGGCAAAGGGUGAACAAAAUCAAAACUUUAUU
Messenger RNA from Linum trigynum, 5270 nucleotides. NCBI's taxonomy places the organism in Eukaryota, Viridiplantae, Streptophyta, Magnoliopsida, Malpighiales, Linaceae. The record is from the annotation of a GenBank genome assembly.